Molecule: messenger RNA, 6004 nt
Organism: Ixodes scapularis (black-legged tick)
Lineage: Eukaryota; Metazoa; Arthropoda; Arachnida; Ixodida; Ixodidae
Gene: shtd
Product: anaphase-promoting complex subunit 1
Exons: 1
Coding region: 326-5902 (1858 amino acids)
Biological process (GO): anaphase-promoting complex-dependent catabolic process; protein K11-linked ubiquitination; metaphase/anaphase transition of mitotic cell cycle
Cellular component (GO): anaphase-promoting complex
Molecular function (GO): molecular adaptor activity
Source: RefSeq, a predicted model, not a curated record
CUCUGGUACAACAACAAAUAAGAAAAAUACAAAGUGGAAUUAAGUACAGUUAACUACAAGAAAAACUAAAACCACCAUUAAAUCUCAUCGUGAACUACAUCUGCAAGUUAUCCUCGCUGUACAACUGGUAUAAUUUCUAGAAUGAAAAGUUGCCCGAGUUGCCUUCGAAGUCAAUCGUUGGAGCCAACCAGAGCCAACACUAGCUUCGAGCAGGCUACGAAUUUUUACGCAUGGCGGCUCGCUCAAACAAGACCCCGCGUAUCAACAAGUCCUCUCUCGAGCCGCACCGCAGUGCCCACUCGCAAAUCUGGAUGAUCCAGCGGCGAUGAUAGCAACCGGGGAACCCCAGGAGUUCACUCCGUUCGGCUCGGAGUACCUGUCCCACCACCCGGGCAGCGUCCGACUCCGGGCCGCCACCAAGGGAAGCGAAUCCAACUCUUCCAACAACGCCGAGCUCCUCGAGGCGCUCCGGGGCGUCUCCCUACGGGUAAACCGCAAGAGCCGCCGUGACGACUUCUGGAAGCUCCGAGAGAGCCCCGGCUCCGAUGGCGAGGAAGAGCUGUACGUGUCCGGCGACACUGCCGUCUGGAGCGAGUCGAGCGGGACCGGGGUACGCACGGCGAUACGCUCUUUUUGUGUCGAAUCCAAGAUCCAGGACGCUCUCUGGUGCAACUUCACCGCCGACGACUACAAGGCGCGGCUGCUGGCCAGGCCGGAGCGGCCGCCGACGGAGCAGCGAGUGCCCUGCGUCUGCGUCUUGGACGCGGUGUCGGGCGCCAUCCACUCCUUCUCGCGCUCGGGCGAAGACUACACGACGCCCGUGCCGUUCGUGGUCUCCCGAGCCUGGCCCAUCAGGCAGGGCCUCCUGCUUGAGCGCAGCGUUCCCGGCGGCUCCAAGACCUCGACCGCCCUGUCGGUCCUCUUCAGCCUGCUCCACCCGCUGGACGAAGUGACUCCCGUCGUGACCCGGGUCACGGUGCACGGCCACAUCCCGAGGCUCUCGUACCUACAGAGUACCGCCAGCGUCCAGGUCGUGAUGACCUGCGAGGAGCCGUCCGUCGUGCUCCUCUAUCACCGCGACAAGGGGACGCAUAGCGUCUGGGAGGUGCGCCGGACGACGGCCGAAGAGGACCAGUUCGCCUGUAACCAGACGCAGUACAGCAGCGCCUUCACGUCGUUCCGGACGCCCACGCAGAGCCCCGCCAGCCCCAUGGUGACCCACAGUACUCCGGUGCCGGGCCACUGGUCUGCUUCGAGUCGUCCAGCAAGCCCCCGGUCGCAAAGCCCGUCCCUGGGCCACAUGGCCACGCUGAGCCGGUCCCAGUCGCCGUCGCUCGCCUUCUGCGUGGAGCAGGGCACCUACAGCACCGCCGGAUCGCCGGCGACCGCGGCGACCCAGGACGAGCUGCAGGCACCCAGCCAGCCCCUGCUGCCAGACGUCUGCCUGGACCAGCUGUGGUUCGAACCCCAGCGGAGUGGGGAGAAGGCAUCCAAGGCAUUCUGGGCAAACAGCAUGGUCGGCCAAAGCUUCCUCUGCUACAAUCUCCCAUCCCGCAAGCUCCUCAAGCUGAUUCCGUACAGCCAGAACGGUCCAGCCGGAAGACUGGUCUUUGGCGAGGCCGCUACCGUAGCCGCCCUGGACGCAGAGCCCCUGACGUCCUUAGGCAUGUUGAUCACCCUCGACCUCAAUGGAGGGCUCUCGCUCUACGCAGGUGCGAGCAGGGUCUGCAAGGUGCACGUGUCUUCUCCCCCCUUUGCGCUCAAGCCCGAGCCCGAUGGUGGCCAGGCACCUCGGAGGAGCAGCCUCAACCCCCUUCACCUGUCUUUUGAUGCCUCCUUGCCAGACAUCUCAGUUUCACCGGUCAGGGGCACUCUACAGUGUCCCGAAGAGAGCAUCUUGGCAUCGCCUCGCGUCGCUCUUCGAGACGCUGUAAGGAACCGCGUGACUCUAGAGUAUCCCUCUGGAGAGCACCACAGGCUGCGUUUACCGGCCAUGUCCAGAAGUCGCCUCAUCGAGAACUGCCUUGGAGCACUCUGCAAGGUGUUGUCCAUGGAACUGGCAGUCUGCUUGCUUGCCAAGUGGUACAUGUCUCGGAAUGCACCGGGACCCACGGACCUGACGGCAUCCUCAGAGCUCCACUCCUUCCUCGGCUUCAUUUUGGGAAUGGUGGGGUACCCAACCAGUGGUGUGGCGUGCAAAUCUGGGAGCUCCGACACCCAUCACCCAAUGGCCGUCAAGAAGUCCAAGUCGAGCGAGACUGGCUCCGACGACGACUGGCGCUACCUGCUGGACCGUGGAGGCGGUUCUGUGAAGCGGGCUGCCGUGGGGUUACCCAAGCCAGGGCCUCGCACAGCCAAGUCCAGCAACGUUGCUAUGAGCUGCGAGGGGAACAGUGCGGCCCCCUUGUUUCAACACGUUUACACAGUGCUGCACACUCUGCACCUGGUGUACGAAGAUGCCAAGCUUAAUGUACUCAACUGGCCCCUGCUGCCCCAGCUUGCGGAGUUUCUCUUCAAGUUGUCUACGCAGCUGUCGCUCAGGGCCUACCAGGAUCUCUACCGGAGGGACUUUCCCGCGCAGUUAGGAACUCUGCCAGUCAGCCUUCUCGUCUGUUCCACUCAGGGUCUACCCAUUCCGUCCCAGUUUCCCCAGUGUCCGCCCAGCAUCUUCGCGUGGAUCCAGGAGAGGCUGCAGCAUUCUGGUGAUACGCGCAGACCAUUUCCUUACAUCCCCAAAGUGACGACGUGCCUUAGAGUAGUUGUGCCCCUGUACGCCGUGCUGACUUCUCCGCCAAACAAGGAACUUUUGUUGAGCCAGUUCUUGAAUGACAUUUUGGGGACAAAGAGCUCUGGUGACCCAGGUCUCUUAGUUCCAGAAGCGGCUAGUGUCGCCGAGAGAUUAGUGUGCCUCCUCGUGCAACUGGGUGUCACCCCUCAGCACCUUGGCAGGUGGCCGUCGGGAGUUGUGGCCCCGAUACAGGACGCCAUGGUGCAGUGUCAAGAUCGCCCUCCUCUCGAGUGGACCGCAGCCGCAUACAGCCUCAUUGGAAGGGAGGACCUGGCCACACUGUGCUGUCCAAAGUCCAACAAAGACAAAGUCUUCUUGGCCGCAUCCGUGCCUCAAGAGGGCUGCAAGCAAGGCUCCAGCUGCAAGGAAAAAGACAACGGCUUUGGUCAGCUUGACCAAGAAAUGCUCAAGCUAAGGUUUAGCAAGGACCAAAGAGUGCUCCAGGUGUGCAAGAUGCUGCAGUCGUCCUGUCCUGUCAGUAUCACCAUCCAGCAAAGACCCGAGGUGAGCGACCACGAGUUCAUGGAAGACCAGGAGCGCCAUCUGUACGGCCUCAGCAUUCGAACCAUGGCCCUCCCCGUGGGGAGGGGCAUGCUGACACUCCGCACUUGCCGACCGGUGCUUACGGAUCCGCUGCCCAUCCCGAAGCUGUGCCUCACGGGAAGGGUGCCGCCGCAGAAUACCAUGGUAGACAUGUCGCACAUCGAGGUGCCGCCCAACAUGAACGUCUGGCCGUUGUUCCACAAUGGGGUGGCAGCGGGCCUCCGCGUCUGUCCCGGCGCGGAAGAGGUGGAUUCGAGUUGGAUCGUGUACAACCGACCACGAGGCACCGCAGCAACGGACGCCACUUUGGAACAUGCGGGCUUCCUUCUGGGACUGGGUCUAAACGGCCACCUGUCGAAACUGAGUACCACAGCCCUCCACGACUACUUGCUCAGGAACCACGAACUGACCAGCGUGGGUCUGCUGCUUGGCUUGGCUGCAUCCAAUUGUGGCACAAUGAACCUGGAGUGCACGAAGCUCAUGAGCAUCCAUGUGGACGCCUUGCUGCCUCCCACAUCGACAGAACUGGACGUCCAUCCUCUCGUACGCGUCGCCUCCGUCAUGGGAUUGGGGCUGCUCUAUGCCGAAUCGGGUCACCGGCACAUGGCAGAGACGUUGCUGGGAGAGAUUGGCAGACCGCCAGGGCCCGAAAUGGACCACUGCGUAGACCGUGAAAGCUAUGCGCUGGCAGCGGGACUCGCGCUCGGACUGGUAAUGCUGGGGAAGGGAGGAUCAACCGUGGGGCUGCCGGACCUUCACAUGGCGGAUCAGCUCUACCAUUUCAUGGUCGGAGGACACGUCAGGGCCGUUGGCAGCGCCUCCCAGAGGGAACGGUUCCGCUCGCCCAGCUACCAGAUCCGAGAAGGCAACGCGGUGAACGUGGACGUGACCAGCCCUGCGGCGACUCUUGCCCUAGGGUUGAUGUUCUUCGACAGCGGCAAGGUUGCGGUGGCCAAGUGGAUGUCCGCUCCAGAGACCCAGUACCUUUUGGACAUGGUGCGACCGGACUUCCUGCUCUUGCGGACACUCGGCGCCGGUCUGGUGCUUUGGUCCGACGUUCGUCCCACCAGGGACUGGGUGGAGUCGCACGUGCCAAAGGUGGUGUCCGCGCAAGCCUUCGGGGACGGCGGGUCCACGGACAUAGACCAUGAGACAAUGAGCCAGGCGUACUGCAACAUCCUGGCCGGAGCCUGCCUCUGCCUAGGGCUAAAGUUUGCGGGCUCGGCCAACAACCAGGCGUUCGACACCCUCCUGCACUACGCCCGGCUCUUCCUCGACCUGCAAAGGCGGCCCUCGGCCGAGCAGGCGGGGCGCAACACCCUUGACAACUGCCUCCUCACGAGCCUGCUCGGGCUGUCCCUCGUCAUGGCUGGGACGGGAGACCUGGAGGUGCUGCGACUCUGCCGUCACCUGCGGCUUCGGUCGGGACAGGCAUCCGGCCACAUCCUUUACGGCUCCCACCUAGCCACCCACAUGGCCAUGGGACUGCUGUUCCUGGGUGGGGGCGGAGGGCUGACACUGGGCACCAGUCCACUGGCGGUGGCCUGCCUCGUCUGUGCCCUGUUCCCCCGUCUACCUAUCCACAGCAGCGACAACCGGUACCACCUACAGGCCUUCAGGCACCUCUACGUGCUUGCCGUAGAGCCCCGGCUCCUGCUGCCCACGGACAUUGCCAGCAAGAACGCGGUCUACACGCAUCUUCAGCUCUCCUUCCGGGGAACGCGGGCGUAUCCUCCUUGCGAGUAUGCCGCAAGAGCACCGUGCCAUCUGCCCGAACUCGCAUUGCUGGACAAGGUGGCGUUGAACGACGCACGCUAUUGGCCCGUUGCCUUCGAGCGCGGCAAGAACUGGGAACGGUUGCGAGGUUUGCUCACGUCUCCAAGGGCCAGGCUGCACGUCAAGCAGAAGGCCGGUUGCCUGCCAUACGCAACCGAUCCGCGAGGCUACAAGACUGCCUUCGAACAGUGCGCCAUCAAGGAGCUGCUGCGCGGGUGGUCCGUGCGGACCAGAGUCUCCGCCUGCUUCUCGGAGAACACGGUCAUCGCCAAGUUUACCGAGUGCUUCCUCCACCUCCGCGCAUCGGGGGACUCUGAGCUGGGGCAGCAGCGUGCCUUCUGCAAGAUCCUCAUGGAGUGCGCGCUCCGCGAGAAGGCGGAUGCGCUCUCAACGCUGUUCGACCUCUUCCAGUCGGGGAGGCACGACUUCUCGACGUCGACGCUUCCACUCUGGCAGACAAAACUGGUGGCGUCAUAUCACGCGUGUCGGGGCGAGCGACGCGAGCAGUCGCUCGUGCACACGGACUUCGUGCUGUCUCUGCAAGACAGCAUUUCGCGGGCCGUGCAAGAUGCACACCCCGAAGAGGAGCAGCGUGUGGAGGUGUGGAACUAUCUGAGAGGGGACUGGGUUCCGGCGGAGGUCUUCCCGUUCUUGGUGCUCCACGACGUUCCCGUCGCGAGUGCAGACUCGCUCGGACGCGCGAGUUUGGACGACGGACUCCCAUCGCUUUGGCUUUGCCUGCAGUCGACGGGUGCGAGCUUGGACACAGCUACAGUGCUGGCAUCCAUCCUCUAGCAUGUUUUGGAAGAAAUUUAAUAUUACUGCAUUGUUUUGUUAAAGCACAAGAGACUCUCGCAUCUUGUUCCGUUUCAUGUUGGUAAAGAGAGCCACAUAAAA